Molecule: messenger RNA, 4506 nt
Organism: Camarhynchus parvulus
Lineage: Eukaryota; Metazoa; Chordata; Aves; Passeriformes; Thraupidae
Gene: LRRTM3
Product: leucine rich repeat transmembrane neuronal 3
Exons: 2
Coding region: 605-2395 (596 amino acids)
Cellular component (GO): plasma membrane
Molecular function (GO): protein binding
Source: RefSeq, a predicted model, not a curated record
UGAAGCCACGCUUUAAAAGCCAGGUUCCUAACUAGAAAGAUGCAAAACCGUAAUAUCCGUGAAGAUCCUAUUACCUAGGAAGAAUCUGACGUUUUGCUGCGAAUGCUGUGUUGGGAUUGAUUUAUUCCUGGAGUGGUCUGCACGGCUGGCAAAGAAUAAUGUUCCAAAAUCGGUCCAUCUCCCAAGGGGUCCAGUUUUUCUUCCUGGGUGUCAGCGAGCCCUGACUCACUACAGUGCAGCUGACAGGGGCUGCCAUGCUUGUGGCACACUAAGCAAAAAACAAAAGACCUAAGGACGACCUUUGAACAACACAAAGGAUGGGUAUGUUUUUCAUGUUACCUUUUUAAUUUAUAGUUCAUAGUUACUGCAUAGCCUGUGCUUUAAUUACCCCAUAAACUUACCUUGAUGUGAUUUGUUAUUAUACUUAAAUGGCUUAGGGAUUACACCUUUUACCCAACUAUUUGUCAGUAGUUAUACUGAGGUAUUCUUAAAGAAAACAAAAAAAGCCGAGUUUAAAAAAAACCCCAAUGUGAAAAGUAGUCGAGUCAAGCUAGGGCUUUGUAAAUGAUUGCUGAAGUAAAAGAUAUUAGCAUGAUUGAAAAAAAUGACUGAUGUGUGGGGGGAUAACUUUUCUAAGUUGUUUUUAUUUCCAGGUUUCAAUGUAAUUAGGCUACUGAGCGGAUCAGCUGUAGCUCUGGUAAUAGCCCCUACUGUAUUACUGACAAUGCUUUCUUCUGCUGAACGAGGAUGCCCUAAGGGCUGUAGGUGUGAAGGCAAAAUGGUAUAUUGUGAAUCUCAGAAAUUGCAGGAGAUUCCCUCAAGUAUAUCUGCUGGUUGUUUAGGUUUGUCCCUUCGAUAUAACAGCCUCCAAAAACUAAAAUACAAUCAAUUUAAAGGUCUUAAUCAACUCACCUGGCUCUAUUUAGACCAUAACCACAUCAGCAAUAUUGACGAAAAUGCUUUCAGUGGAAUACGCAGACUAAAAGAGUUGAUCUUGAGUUCCAACAGAAUCUCCUAUUUUCUUAAUAAUACCUUCAGACCUGUGACAAAUCUCCGGAAUUUGGAUCUGUCAUACAAUCAGCUGCAGUCUCUGGGAUCUGAACAGUUCAGGGGCUUAAGGAAGCUGCUGAGUUUACAUUUGCGGUCCAACUCCCUAAGAACCAUCCCUGUUCGAAUAUUUCAAGAUUGCAGGAACCUUGAACUGUUGGACCUGGGUUAUAAUCGCAUCCGGAGUUUAGCAAGGAAUGUCUUUGCAGGUAUGAUCAGACUGAAAGAGCUUCAUCUGGAGCACAAUCAAUUUUCUAAGCUCAACCUGGCACUUUUUCCAAGGCUAGUCAGCCUUCAAAACCUUUAUUUACAGUGGAAUAAAAUCAGUGUGAUAGGACAAACUAUGUCUUGGACCUGGAGCUCAUUACAAAGACUUGAUUUAUCUGGCAAUGAAAUAGAAGCUUUCAGUGGACCUAGUGUUUUUCAGUGUGUGCCCAAUUUACAGCGCCUCAACCUGGAUUCAAACAAGCUCACAUUUAUUGGUCAAGAAAUUUUGGAUUCUUGGAUAUCUCUCAAUGACAUCAGCCUUGCCGGGAAUAUAUGGGAAUGCAGCAGAAACAUUUGCUCUCUGGUAAACUGGCUUAAAAGUUUUAAAGGGCUGAGGGAAAAUACAAUUAUUUGUGCCAGCCCCAAAGAGCUGCAAGGGGUGAAUGUUAUUGAUGCAGUGAAAAACUACAGCAUCUGUGGCAAGAGUACCACGGAAAGGUUCGAACUAGCACGAGCUCUCCCAAAGCCAACAUUUAAACCAAAACUCACCAGGCCUAAACACGACAGCAAGCCCCCUGUGCCCCCAACUAUGGGAGCCACCGAAGCCAGCUCUGAGCCCGAGCACGACACAGAGCACAUCUCCUUCCACAAAAUCAUAGCAGGCAGUGUGGCUCUCUUCCUGUCGGUGCUGGUGAUCCUGCUGGUGAUCUAUGUGUCAUGGAAGCGCUACCCUGCCAGCAUGAAGCAGCUGCAGCAGCGCUCUCUCAUGCGAAGGCACAGGAAAAAGAAAAGACAGUCGCUGAAGCAAAUGACUCCAAGCACACAGGAAUUUUAUGUAGAUUACAAACCCACCAACACUGAGACCAGUGAGAUGCUGCUGAAUGGAACGGGACCCUGCACGUAUAACAAAUCAGGCUCCAGGGAAUGCGAGAUCCCACUGUCCAUGAACAUGUCAACGUUCCUGGCCUACGAGCAGCCCACGCUGAGCUACUGCGGGGUGCACCACGAGCUGCUGGCCCACAAGCCCUACGAGGCCAGCAGGCCGGAGGAGGCCAUGGACACGGGGCUGGAGGCGGAGCUGGACCUGAGCACCAUCACCACGGCAGCACGGAGCAGGGAGCAGGGGCAGCAGCUGCCCUAGGGAACCCUGGAGCAGGGGCAGCAGCUGCCCUAGGGAACCCUGGAGCAGGGAGAAUGGGCAGCAGCUGCCCUAGGGAACCCUGGAGCAGGGACAGCAGCUGCCCUAGGGAACCCUGGAACAGGGAGAAUGGGCAGCAGCUGCCCUAGGGAACCCUGGAGCAAGGAGCAGGGGCAGCAGCUGCCCUAGGGAACCCUGGAGCAGGGAGCAGGGGCAGCAGCUGCCCUAGGGAACCCUGGAACAGGGAGAAUGGGCAGCAGCUGCCCUAGGGAAUCCUGGAGCAGGGGCAGCAGCUGCCCUAGGGAAUCCUGGAGCAGGGACAGCAGCUGCCCUAGGGAAUCCUGGAGCAGGGACAGCAGCUGCCCUAGGGAACCCUGGAGCAUGGACAGCAGCUGCCCUAGGGAACCCUGGAGCAUGGACAGCAGCUGCCCUAGGGAACCCUGGAGCAGGGAGCAUGGGCAGCAGCUGCCCUAGGGAACCCUGGAGCAGGGGCAGCAGCUGCCCUAGGGAACCCUGGAGCAGGGACAGCAGCUGCCCUAGGGAAUCCUGGAGCAUGGAGGAGGGGCAGCAGCUGCCCUAGGGAACCCUGGAGCAGGGAGCAGGGGCAGCAGCUGCCCUAGGGAACCCUGGAGCAGGGGCUGCACCCAAACCCUGGGGGAAGCUAAGGACACCAAUGAAUAGGCAGUUCUGUGGAGGGUAGGAUCCCUGUGCAAAUUAAAAGUCAAUCAAAAAGAUUAAUUGUUUCCAGUCUACAAUUUGUAAUUAGUUCAGUUGUGCAGUAUUUUUUUGACUUCAGAGUAUGACCCUUGAAAGUGAAUCUUUUUCAAAACUCAUCCUACCUACCUGUAUAAACUGUACAGAUGUAAUGUAUUUUUCAUAUUGUAAAGUUUCAAUUACCAAGAACAACUGGUAUGUACAGUGCCAUAAUUUAAUUACAUCUUACUUUACAAGCUUCAGUUUCUAAAGCUUCAAAUUAACAAAAGUUAUUCCUUGUGUUAUUCAGUUACUCUGUUUUGUAGGGAUCAUUUUGUUACUGCUUUUGUGCCCAGACAACUUUAAUCUAAAAUUCUGUCCUUUGCAGAAUAUGCACCAUUUUUACUGUGUUUAAUGUGUAGAAUUUUAUCUACUGGUUCCAGAGGGAGGGUUUAACUAUUCAAACUUCUAAGAAACUCCUGAAAUAUAUAGCCAAGUUUUCCUAGAAAUGAAAAUUAAAAAAAAAAAAAUAGUUCUUCUCAAACUUACCUGCUGCCUUGAAAUACAGCCUGAUUUUUAACAACAAAGCUUGGUUAUGCAACUGUUAGUCAAGGCUGAUGAUAUUUUAUGAAGUCUCACUGUUCUGCAAGACAAUACAGGACAGGAGGCUUCAACAGGCAGCUACAAAAUCUGCUGUGAGAGUCUGCCAAAUCAGGCAUUUGUAUUCCUGAUAAAGACAAAGGGGUCCAAAACCUGCUUCUGUCACAGGCAGCUGCCGACAGAAGUGGCAACAGAAACAAGUCCUUAUACUACUCCUGGAAUGUAAAAUGUCACUCAAAAGAAACAUCCACCUGCUGAAAAAUCUAGUAAUUUGGAAAAAAUGCUAAAAGUUUACAGUCCUUUAACAUUAUGAUAACGCAAACAAAGAAAAAGCCCAAAACCUUUAAAGAAAAAAAAUUAAUGUAGUAUUAAGUCUUUAACAAUUACUACAUUGCUUAUUUGUCUGUCAUUUAAUAUCUGGAUUGAAGCAUUCUUAUACCCCAUUCUUUUGUUUUAAAUCUUCAAGACUUCUCAACACUGUAAGAGAGUAACUUUUUAUACCACUACACACUACCCUGUAAUCAUAAAAGAUUACAGAAAUUAGGAAGACAUUAUAUCAUGCUGACUCUGUGAAAAACAAAAUGGGAACACAAGCCUUCCAAAAUAUAGGAAAAAAAAAGUUUCAUAUGGUGAAGCAACUUUUUUAUAAUAAAGAGAAAUUAUAUAACCUCAAAUCUAUUUUUCUGGAUCUUUAUCCUACCAUAUUUUCAUGUAGUUUCAAAGCAGAAGACUGAAUUUUAAAAUUACAGGGCAACUGUUUGUACAAAACAAGGUGAAUAGAAUGAAAAUCAGCUUCAAAAAUUGGUAACAAAUCAAUCUGC